UGGGGUACCGAUAUAAUACAAAUUGGGAGCUUGCUUGUGAACGGCCGUGAUCAAGAGCCAUUUACCGAAACGGACGCUUACACCGCACCGCUUCCGCUAUGUAAUACUCCCGCAACCGGUGCCUAGCUCUCAACAUCAAAGUAUAGAGGACGCAGCUGAAAGGCAACUGGUUGGUUCCUUUCCAGCAGUUGAGCGGGUUAAGCAGCGCCUACUGGAUUGCGACAACUGGGGCAACCUCCAACAGUGAAUAGCUUUCCGAAAAUGUCGGAGGGAGUUUACGACAUCAAUUCCCGUUCAAAGCGCCACCUGAACGUCGGCACUAUUGGACACGUGGGCCAUGGCAAGACUACGCUGACUGCCGCUAUCACUAAGGUUCUGUCCGAGACGAACGGCACCAAGGCUGUCGGUUACGACGAGCUUGAUAAGACUCCUGAGGAGAAGGCUCGCGGUAUCAGCAUCCAUGCCACCCACGUUGAGUACCAGGCGGAGAACCGCCACUUCGCGCACGUGGACUGCCCAGGCCACGUCGAGUAUGUGAAUAACAUGAUUACCGGCGCGGCGCAGAUGGACGUCGCCAUCCUGGUGGUGUCCGCUGCGGACGGCCCCAUGCCUCAGACCCGCGAGCAUCUCCUGCUGGCCAGGCAGAUGGGUGUCCGCCACAUUGUGGUGUUUCUGAACAAGUGCGAUAUGGAAGAGGACGAGGGGAGCCAGGAGCUGGUGGAGCUGAAGUUGCGGGAGCUGCUCAUCUCGUGCAUGUUCCCCGGCGACGACAUCCCCAUUGUGCGCGGCUCCGCCCUCUGCGCCCUGAACGGCGAGCAGUCCGACACCGUGGGCAGGAGCGCCAUCCUGAAGCUCGUGCAGGCGUUGGAUGAGUACGUGGAGGAGCCUGAGCGCCUCACCGGCCUGCCCUUCCUGAUGCCCAUUGAGGAUGUCUACUCCAUUGCCGGCAGCGGUACCGUCGUUAUUGGCCGCAUCAAGCGGGGUGUGGUGAAGCCCGGUGAUGAAGUGGAGAUCAUUGGCCUGAGAGACACCAUCAAGAGCACCGUCACCAGUGUUGAGAUGUUCAAGCAGAGCCUAAGCGAGGGCCAGGCGGGUGACUACGUGGGUCUGCUGAUCGAUGGCGUUAAGCGUGAGGACGUGUCGCGAGGACAAGCGGUGUGCAAGGCGGGCAGCAUGCAGCCCUUCAAGCAAUUCGAUGGGGAGUUCUACGCGCUGUCCAAGGAGGAGGGCGGCCGCCACAAACCCUUCGGCAAAAAGUACAAGCCGCAGUUCAUCAUCGGCACCGCUGGCGUCUCGGGCCAUAUCGUCCUGCCCGAGAGUACUGAAAUGGUGAUGCCCGGCGACAACUUCACUGCCAGGGUCGAGCUGCUGGCGCCCGUGGCCAUGCAGGAGAACAUGUACGUCGCCGUCCGCGACUCAGACAAGACGGUAGCCGUGGGCGUGAUCAACAAGGUGCACGCAUGAAGAAGCGUGCUGAAAAACGAAGCUGGGCAAGGUUAGGAGUAGCGGCUCGGACGCAUGGACGAGUUGUCGAGGCCAAUGAAUGGUGGCAAGUAGUGCAUAUUAGUGGAUCUGCCGUGUAACGGUGCAUACGGUUGCCUCAUUGAGAUGGCAUCGAUGACGAGGAUUGAGUAAACCUUUGGCGGAGUGCGGGUGGCUGCAGGCAAGAACAAGUAUACCGAAAUGAAGGACAGCGUCAAGGAGGACCAUCCGUAGGGUACCUGUUUGUUCCAGCUAUUGUAACACUUAACUGGCAG
Messenger RNA from Astrephomene gubernaculifera, 1757 nucleotides. Lineage: Eukaryota; Viridiplantae; Chlorophyta; Chlorophyceae; Chlamydomonadales; Astrephomenaceae. The record is from the annotation of a GenBank genome assembly.